Drosophila rhopaloa is the source of this 3445-nucleotide messenger RNA. RefSeq names its product aspartyl/asparaginyl beta-hydroxylase (gene Asph). Gene Ontology annotation, cellular component: endoplasmic reticulum. Gene Ontology annotation, molecular function: peptidyl-aspartic acid 3-dioxygenase activity; protein binding. Bases 121 to 3174 code for a protein of 1017 amino acids. The record is from RefSeq and is a predicted model, not a curated record. The transcript is spliced from 15 exons. NCBI's taxonomy places the organism in Eukaryota, Metazoa, Arthropoda, Insecta, Diptera, Drosophilidae. Gene Ontology annotation, biological process: peptidyl-aspartic acid hydroxylation.
UUCACAUUUAGUAACGUGCCGUUCGCCGAUCAAGAUCGCCCGCUUUGCCCGCUCCGCUCAAAAAGGAAAAACAAACCGCUCUCCAUCAAAUUGGCAUAAAUCUAGUGCUUGUCGAGCAAAAUGUCGGGCGAUGUGCAGCCGCGAAAGCGAAAGGAUAAGCGCCGGAAACGCGAUGAUCGCAAGUCCGAGGGCGAUGUGACUGUUCUGCGUCAGUCCAGCUUUCAAGAUGACGACGAGUCGUCGCACGGCGUUCACAUUACAAAGAUGGGAAACGAAGAUCUCCACCUGCACGUGCACCACGAACACGGAACCGGGGGUCACUGGUGCGCCAAGAUCAUAUUCUUCGGUCUGAUGGCCGUGCUGCUGGGAUUGGUGGGUCUGAUCAUCAUGGAGAACCGCGGGCUGGAGGAUCUGGACACUCCUCUGUCGGAGUCGCGUUUCUCCAAAGUCUUUGAUGGUUGGGUGGAUGAACAUAGAGAUGAGCAUGAUGCCCAUGAUGUCCAUGAACCCUCGGGAGAAGCCUUGGAUGAGCAUGACGAUCAUGAUGAGCACGAUGAUGAGCAUGAUGAUCAUGAAGAAGAAGAAGAAGAACCCCUUUCUGAAGAAUUAGAAGAAGAAAUAGAAGAGGAGGAAGAGCCAGCUGAGGAGGAGGAACCAGAGGCAGAUGAAGAAGAUGAAGAUGAGGAGGACGAAGACGAGGAGAACAAUGCGGGUGAAAACAUAACCGCAGAGGAAGAUGAUGAGGAGGAUAACGACGAAGGCACUGUGGAGGUCACUGUGGAAGCCACUGUGGAGGCCACCACGGAAGCCACCGCCGAGUAUGAAGCUGAAGACGAGGAAGAUGAAGAAGAGGAGGAAGCUGAACCUGAAGCUGAUAAUGAUGAUGCUGUAGAAUCCACUGAAGCCCCACCAUCAGAAGCUGAAGAGCAGGAAGAGGAUGAUGAGGACGAAGAGGAGCAGGAGCAGGAGGUCGAAGAGUCCGUUGAGCCGCCCAGAUCACAAUCUGCAGCACAGAGUGUUCCCGCCGCGGAUGAUGACGAUGAUGAUGAUGAUGUGGAACAAGACAAUAAUGAUGCCGAUGAUGACGACUUUGAGUCCCUCGAUCAGCAGUUUGAAAACGAUCCCGAGCCAGCACAAGCCGUAGAUAGCCAGGAGCAGGAUCAAGACCAGGAUGAUGAGGAGGAGCCCAAAGAAGAGGGCUCCUCUUGGUUGGCAUCACUUGCCGUUAAAUUUGGCGUUGGCGUUGCACUUGCCUUAGUUUCACGCCUUGUAUUGAUAAGGAAAAGUCCAAAUACAACUGAGGAUGAGCCCGCACCAGAGGCCAUAAUGAGGCGGAGAUUGACGAUUGCCACGGCCGAGGACCACAUACCCGACGAUGUGGAGGAGCUUCCCCUGCUGGACGAUGAAUACUCCGAGGAGGAAAUCGAGAUCGAGGAGGAGAUCGAGGUGGAGAUCAGCGACAUCGAGGAGGAGGAGGAGAUGGUGCGACACGAUAGCGACGACAACGUGGCCUCCGUUGGCGGUUAUGUGCUCGAGAGUUUCGAGCAGCUGAACUCCAUGUACAAGUCCGCCAAGGAGCCCGCAAAGGAAACCAAAGUCGAGGAGAAGGAGAAGGAAAAGGAACAGGAGCCGGAACAGCAGGCCGGUCCCAGCGAUAUCUAUGUGGAGUACGAGGACGGAGCCAUCGAGGACUACGAGCAUGAGGAUGAUAGCGAUGAGGAAAUCACCGACGAGGAGGACGAGAUCUCCGACGUGGACGACGCCGAUCUGAUGAACCGGCUGGAGGCCAAGUACGGCCGUCUGCCCGUCAAGGAGUUCGAGAGCGAUCCUGACUCCGACGACCCCAGCUGGACACAAAUCAAGCCGAAAGAAGCUGCCGCUGCUCCGGCAGAGAAAGAGGAUUCUUUCGAGCAGGAGUUGCGAAAGGCCAACGAGGAGAUGAUUAGGGAGAACUAUGCCCAAGCCCUGCGAUCCUUUAACACGCUCACCACCAACUUUGCGCACGAGCCAUUGGCCCAUUUGGGAAGAGCCCGCAUCCUGGAGCUCCUGUCCAAGAAGGAGCGCAGCAACCAGCGCCUGUGGGAAGCCAUUGAUGCCUACAAAAGAUACCUGGCCUUUGGCGAGCUGGUGAUCAGUGACCAGGAAUUUACAUCUGCUGGCGAAAGCUGUAUUGAGAACUUGAGAUUUUUGGGUCACCACCGCCAGGCAACCAACAUUCACGAGCUGCUUAUCGAGCGUUUGCCCAAGGAUCCGCGGCUGCGUAACCAACUCUCACUCACCCAUCUCAUGGUCAACAAUCUUCAGCAGGUGGAAAAGGUGGCAUUGGAAACCCUGAAACAGUGGCCAACCAAUACAGUGGCUCAACUUCACUACGGACUGGCUCUCAGGCAGCUGCGUGGAGACUACGUCAAGGCUCUGCCCUAUCUCAAAUAUGCAGUGGAGUCCCAGGAGGAGGGCACCCAGGAGGCUUUCUUCUAUUUGUCGCUGGGUGAGACCCUACAACGCUUGUCCAGGCAGUCGGAAGCCCUGGAUGUUUAUAAGAAAGGUGUAGCAAAAGGGUUCUUUGCCAGCCUCUAUCAGAGAUCACUGUACAAUGAGCCCAGGCUGAAGGCCCAGUCUUUUUGGCAGUCCAAGGAGACGGGCUACGAGCGGCAGCUGGAGAAACUGCAGCUCCAUUGGCGCGCCAUUCGGGAUGAGGGGAUGGCUCUGCUGGGCAAGAGUGGAUACUUCGAGGAUGAGGCAGAACAGCUGCGUGACCAGGGAGUGUGGCAGCAGUUCGAGCUGUAUGCCCAAGGGCGCCGCGUGAAGGACAACUGUCGCAGGACUCCCAUCACCUGUAGCCUGCUGCAGGAGUUUUCCGAAUCCAGCGGCUGUCGUCGCGGCCAGGUGAAGUUCAGUGUGAUGCAGGCCAAGACGCAUGUGUGGCCGCACUGUGGACCCACCAAUUGCCGCCUGAGGGCGCACCUCACGCUAGUUGCUCCAGAGCCGGAGAAAACCUCUCUACGAGUGGCAGAGCAGGAAAGAACUUGGCGUGAGGGUGAGCUGUUCAUAUUCGACGACAGCUUCGAGCACGAGGUGUGGCACAAUGGAACCCAGGCCCGCCUUGUGCUCAUCCUGGACAUGUGGCAUCCGGAAUUGACGCCCACGCAGCGCCGCAGUCUACCACCCAUUUGAUCGUAGUUCUAAAAAUAGUUCUGGUUUCAAAGGCUGUAAUUUAGAUCAAUUUCUCCAAAUCGAAUCGUUCUCUGUUAGUUAAAUCGCCAUGUUAUAUAGACAAUAUAUACUUGUAGUUAUACCUCUUAAUCGUUAAGCUCGGUUUGAAUGCGUGUUUAGGCUAAAUCGACGUCAUAAUAUCUGUGUAUCAUAUACGUUUAGCUUUGGUGGGCAGCCUACCCCCGCUUUUGUACUUAAAAUACAGAAAUAAAAACCUAUUAGGAUUCGACAA